GGGCACAUAUGUAAUGGGUUUUGUCCUUCGACAAACAUUGUCUUUAAUCUGUGAAUAAGCGUUCCUGUAUGAUACGUACCGUGCUUGUUAUUGGAUGAGCGACACACAAAGUUAUAUUAUGGUUCAAACAGUGAAGAAAGCUUUAGCGUAUUUGUAUGGACACAGUUCAUUCAGAACAUCAGAGGCAUGCGAAACAUAUCAUUGGAUUAAAGCUGCUCGUCACAGGUGAUGAAGCUAAGAUGGAUAUAAUUCCACUUAUACUUCAGGUAUAGAGGUAUUCAGCAAUGCAAUGUGUAUCCACUGAAGAAAUCAUUCUUCUAUGGGGUGAUCACAUGUAAGCGUCAAUUUUGCUUUCAAAAGCCUUCAUCGGUCUGUGGUACUUUCCAGGAUUAAAAAUGUCUGAAAAAAAUCGUGUUCCUCCUCCGCUAAAGUUAGCGGACCAGAUGACCAUGCAGGGAGUCAAACAGGUUGCUGACGUCACAUCCUGUAGAUUGCGGCGUUGCUUCUGGUUCCUUGUUGUUUGUGGCGGGCUCACCUUCACCGCCUUCAACAUUGCCAAACAGGUCCAACUUUAUAUGUCGCUGCCUGUCAACGUCGAUAUCGACGUCAAGUUGGCACAGGCGCUGCAGUUCCCAACGGUGACAGUGUGCAACACCAACGUUCUGAAGAAAUCACAGAUGGAUUAUCUAAAUUUAACUGAGGCGGUGCAGGAAGUGUUUAGAUAUGAUUUCCAAAGUACAGAAACAUUUGAUGACAUCAGGUACGACUUUUCCUUUUUGAAGGAGAAGAAUGUUUAUGAAGCAAACCUCAAGUAUGGACACAGCAUCAAUGACUCUGUCAUUCGGUGUGAAUGGGCGGGGGUAGAAUGCGAUACAGAACAUCUGGUCAACACGAACACAGAGAUGGGAGUCUGCUUCUCGUUCAAUGGUAACGGCAGCAUCUCCAACGUAGGCUCAGGGAGGUACUUUGGCCUGCAAUUGCUUCUGAAUGCUAAGUCAGAGGAGUUCAUCAGAAGUCCUCACAAAACAGAGGGUCCGGGAUUUAUGAUUGCCGUGCAUUCACCUGACAUCCCACUGGUGAUGAAUGACAUCGGGAUGGCGCUCACUCCAGGCUCGCUUCAUUUCCUUGGCGUGGAGUUAGCGACGGCGACGUCACCAAAAGGCCUGGAUGGUUGUGGGAGCCAGAGCCUCAAGUACUACAACAAAACCUACACCCGUGAGGCUUGCCGUAUUGAAUGCAUCACCGACUAUGCUCUGGAACAGUGUUCCUGCCGUGAUAUAUAUAUGCCCGGGAAUGCACAACUAUGUUUACCGGUGCAAGUCAUUCAGUGCUUGAUUCCAGCAAUGAUCAGAUAUCAUUCAACACGUGGAGAAUGUGAGUCGUCUUGUCCACAAACCUGCUCCUACACCUCCUUCAACGUACGUUCAUCAUCCAGUCUUAGGGUGACAGAUGAAUACCUCUCCACGCUGGCUAACGUCACCAACGAUACACUGGAAUACUGGAGAAGCAACUACGUGGCUGUAGACGUCUACCUGUCGUCGAUGACGUAUCAGAGUGUCGAGAAGAGAUAUGCGUAUUCGGUGCUUGAACUUUUCUGUGACAUAGGUGGCGCUCUGAGUCUAAUUUUAGGAGCAAGCGUUGUUACUGCCCUGGAGGUUAUAGACUUCGCUGUACUUCGCCUCUAUACAUAUUGGUGUUUUAAGAGCCAUACCACAAAAAUAGAUGUGAAACCAGCUAAAGGAACCUAAUACUCCUUUCAGUGCAAGUUGUAAUACAGGAACAAGUCUCUGUGUCCAAAUAAUGAAUGUAUAAAAGCCACAAAAUGUCAUUAAUCAUGGAAAAUGUAUGACCUUAACAGAGCCGAUAAUACUAUUCUGACAAUGUACUGAGCGUUGCCUUAUUGAUAGCAUUCCCACAGUGAUGGGACAAGUUAUGAGGAUAUCAUGUCAUAAAUACAUGCAAAGGCAAGACAAGUGUACCCCUGAAAAAGAAGCACAUUAACAGAUGAAAUACUGAGUUGCAUCGGACCUAUUUGAGUCACCGUGAGGCAAAUUUGGGAAUCCCCCCCCCGUAUAUCUUAAAAAAAAUUAAAGGUUGGAAUUUCCCCUUUACAUUUGUCAUAUUUGAUAGUGAUUAUGUCAGAUGUUUUGUCAAAAUUUCUGAGAUUUUUUUCACAAAUGAAUUUUUUAUAGAGCUUUCGAAUCUUGUACAAAAGAGGAAAUGACCUGUCUUCAGAUGUUUUGUUCUGUAUGCAUAAUGUUAGGUGAUUUCAUUAGACAGGUUCCCCGAUAAUCAGUUGAUGCGCUACCUACGUAUAAUGAGGAUGUCAUUGUCAGUGAGAACAACUACAAACGUAUGAUGUAGGCUAACCAGCCAGACAGAUAAAAGUAGGACAAAAUCAGUAACUUUUGUUGAUUGCAAUUCUCUUCCAAUAUAGUCAUCCUUUCUUUAGCCCAUUCUUGGUAUUUUCCUCGACAGUAUCUUAAAAGCUGUUAAAGAUGCGAUCCCCAUAGAUUGUUUACUAUGCUGAACCACAAAAAAAACGUCGCUUUUCAAAACCAAAUGCCAGAUUUUGUUCUUAGAAAGUGGUGUUUUUAUAUUGAUUGUAUCGUGUUGUUAACAUGUUUUUCAUACAAACUGAGAAUUAC
This is a messenger RNA of Haliotis rubra (blacklip abalone), 2648 nucleotides long. Its product is annotated as acid-sensing ion channel 1A-like. Gene Ontology annotation, molecular function: ligand-gated sodium channel activity. NCBI's taxonomy places the organism in Eukaryota, Metazoa, Mollusca, Gastropoda, Lepetellida, Haliotidae. Gene Ontology annotation, biological process: sodium ion transmembrane transport. Gene Ontology annotation, cellular component: membrane. Bases 396 to 1748 code for a protein of 450 amino acids. The transcript is spliced from 5 exons. The record is from RefSeq and is a predicted model, not a curated record.